AUGUCUCAAUCCCCACUGCUGCCUCCUGUUAAAGAACAUAUGCAAAUGAGAGUUUGUCCUCGAUUCCGUCCAUUUCUCAAAACCGAUGAAGAAUGUAAGAACGGAGAAGAUAAACCAAAAACAAGUGUUGCGUUUCAUAAGAAUGGAAAAAACUUUCUCAUCAAGAAUGGUCUGUCAGAACCAUUAGAGUUUACAUUUGACAAAUUUCUCAAGUCAACUGCCACACAAGACGAAACCUUUACGUCGACUUAUGGACCUGAGGUUCUUCAACGAGUGAUUGAUGGAUUUAAUUGCACCAUCUUUUCAUAUGGAGCUCAACAUACCGGAAAAUCAUUUACUUUAUUUGGCAAGUCAGUCGUAGCUGCCAACCAUCAUGCUGGAUUUGCUGUUCGUUUAACAAGAUCUUUAUUUGAUUUCAUUGUUCACAAAUCACCUCCUGAAAUUGAAUUUUCAGUUUCAUUGACAGCUUUUGAAACACACGGAAAUGAAAAUGGUGACACCAUCAUGACCGAUUUAUUGAUUGGUGAAAAUGAAAGAAGAUCUUCGCAUUUAGAAGUGUUGGUCAAUGAUGAAACGAGUACGGUUGAAGUGACAGGUCUUCAUGAAGAAUUUGUGACAAGUGAGAAUGAGUUUUUCCAGAGUGUGAAUAAGGCACUUGAAAAAGCUUCGAGAGAACCCUCAACCGUCUUUAUCGAAAUUAAGGUCCUACAAAGUGAUCCAGCAACCAAGAUCACAAAAGAAUCUCGUAGAUGGAUGUUACACAUUACGACAAAUGGUGAAGCCAUUCAUGCAGAAACGGAUGAUUUUGAUUAUUUUGCAACGACACUUCGUUGUUUGCUGUUUUCACGUAUUUUUGUGAAUUCCAUUUGUUAUGCGUUUAUUACCUUGUCUCCUUCUGCUAUUAGUUCUGUAAUUACCAAGUAUACCAUUCCAAGUUUACAAUUAGCUUCUAAACUUAAUGAAUUAUCGAGUGAAGUAGCUCCAAAUUUGAUUCGAAUUGAUGAUGAAGAACGUAAGAAAGCAUUGGAACAGAGUAAGAAUGAAGAAAAUCAACCUUCGACAACUACUUCACCACAAACUUCAACACAUGCUCCUGAAACUCCAUCGUCACCUCGUGAAUCGAUCAUUCUCGAAGAAACUGAACAGUACAAAAAGUUACUUGCAGAACGAAAUUCACUUCAAGACGACGUUUCAUCUCUCAAAAUUCAAGUUGAAACUCUCAAAGCACAAUUGUCUAAAGAAGAUGAAAAGAAUAGUCAUUCAAGAAAACAACUCGUUCAACUGGAAAAUGCAUUGAAUGAAACGACCAAGCAGCUUAAAGAAGUUUCUCUAUUGAAAGAUUCACUUCAAAAAGAAAAGGAACGAUUCCAAGAAGUUCUCUCACAGUCACAUCAAGAAAUUCAAACUUUGAAACAAAAAUUAAUUGAAGAAGAAUCCAAGAGAGAAGAAAUGGGUGACAAGAUUGCAGAAGUUGAAGAUUUGAAAAAGACCAUUCAAAAACUUCAAACUCAACUUUCGAGUUCCAGUUCAUCCGAAUCUCCACUAUUCACACAAAAGAAGGAAGAAACCAAUAUGGAAGCUCUCUCUGUGGCCAAGAUUCAAUACGAUGAAAUGAAACAACUCUAUUAUGAGCUUCUCGAUAAAGUAGAUGAAUUGGAAAAGAAAAAUAUUGAAUUGGAAGAAGAAAAAAUUGCAACAGAAUCAAAAGCCAUUCCAGUGGACGAUCCUUCGAAUUCACUCAUUGAAAAACUCAAAAACAAGAAUCGAGUGUUGAUGGAACAAUUGAAUUCUGCAAAACGAGAAAAUAUCAAAACUCGUGAAAAGUCAUCCGAAAGUGUGUUAAAGAGUUUGGAUGUCAAAUUAGACGAAUUUAGAAAUAUUGUAACACAAUACAAGGAGACAGCUCAAAAACAAAUUUUGGCAACCAUGUCCACUUAUGAAGAGACUUCACAACAAGAUAAGGCCACAAUUCAAAAGUUGAAAUUGAACGUUACAGAUCUCACAAACAAGCUCAACACAGCUCGAAAGAAGAACACUGAAAUGGAAAUUUCCAGAAUGAAAUGGCAAGAAGGUGAAAAGUAUGCCAAACAAAGAGUAGUCACACUUGAAAAGGAACUCGAAGAACUAAAGCUUAAAUCCAAUGAAAAGGAAAAGCUUCUCUCCGAUGAACUUGAAAAACUCAAAGUAGAAGUCAUUACAGCCAAAGACACUGAAAUUCUCACACUCAAAGAUGAAAUUUCAAGAAUGGAAAAGGAAAAUGGCGAGAUCAUUUACAAGUUAAAGAAGGCCAAAGCCAACCGAAAGAAGACAGUAGCUGCCUUACAACAAGCACAAGAACAACACGCACUAUUAUUAUUACAAGAAAAGGAACGCAAUGAAACUUUGGAGCGUGAAAUUAAAUUCCUCAAAAAGUACACGGGUGUGAAAAUGGACACCUUCUCCAAGAAGAAUGACGACUCUGUGACACAACCUAAAAAGUUGAACACCAUUUCAGCAGCAUCUUCUCGACAAAAAGAAAUGCUUGCCAAACGUCUCUCUGUGACCAUUAACAAGACACAAUCCAACAAAUGCAAUGAUUUGAGAGGAACACCACUUUCACGUGAAAAUUCAAAGACUUCCAUCGUCAGCACUGAGGAGGAAGAAUACGAUGCAAAAUCUCCUCGUUAUAAGAAAUUGACAAGUUCCAAUAAUAAUUUAAAUGACAUUCAGGGAUAUCUUGAAAAACGAUCUCCCAAGCUUAAUCUUUACAAACGAAGAUAUUUCAGACUGGAUGGAAGUUUUUUAUUCUAUUAUGUGGAUGAUGUUGAGAGUAAGCCUAUAGGAUCGAUUGAUCUCAAAACAGCAACGAUUGAAUUGUCUCCUGAAAAGAGUGGAAAGAAGAGAUUUGUGUUUAAAGUGGAAAUUCCAGCAAAACCUUAUUAUCUUUCAUGUUCCACAGCAGAGGAACGAGAAGUGUGGUUUAAUGCCAUUAGUAAUAUUAUUAAAAUAUCUAAAAACUAG
Naegleria lovaniensis is the source of this 3000-nucleotide messenger RNA. RefSeq lists its product as uncharacterized. The record is from RefSeq and is a predicted model, not a curated record. Gene Ontology annotation, biological process: receptor recycling; retrograde transport, endosome to Golgi; endosome organization. Gene Ontology annotation, molecular function: ATP binding; microtubule motor activity; microtubule binding. Bases 1 to 3000 code for a protein of 999 amino acids. Gene Ontology annotation, cellular component: trans-Golgi network; early endosome; recycling endosome. NCBI's taxonomy places the organism in Eukaryota, Heterolobosea, Eutetramitea, Acrasida, Naegleriidae. The transcript is spliced from 6 exons.